Molecule: messenger RNA, 2577 nt
Organism: Sparassis crispa
Lineage: Eukaryota; Fungi; Basidiomycota; Agaricomycetes; Polyporales; Sparassidaceae
Exons: 8
Coding region: 1-2577 (858 amino acids)
Source: RefSeq, a predicted model, not a curated record
AUGGCGGCCAAAGAAAGAAGCAACAUCCUCGAUCGCAUGGUUGCGUUCCUCCAGAAGGAGUUUGGGACCCUGGAGGAUGCCUCCAGAAUGCCUGCGGACUACGUUAUUAUGAUGCUCGUUAAAGGUGACCCCCAGCUACCCCAGGAGUACCUGAAUGUAUCCAAUGCCGAAGAGCUAUGCCAGAACCAACCACAAUUGGUGGAGAUGCUGAAGGAAGCAUGCCUCUCGGGUGAUUUUAAUAGAUUCGCAAGCGCUUUUCUGCGGAUUGUUCAGCCAAAACCACCCACCCCAGCUGCACUCGACUACCUGAUUAACCCCUUCAAGACUCCAUAUGUCGGUGCUGCUGUGGAUGGACUGUAUGAGUAUCUGAGAGAAAAUAACCGAAAAUUUCACCGCGAAGGAGGACACUAUGGAAAAUUUUGUUCCAUUGUUCAAAGUUCCGGGAGUGGAAAGUCCAGGACGAUGAUUGAGUUGGGUUCCAAAGGUGUUAUGGUCCUUUAUAUGAAUAUCCGUGACAAGGCAGACAAGCACAAUUGGCCGCCGCGGGAUGAUAUUCCGGCACGCAUCUUAGCUGAGGAUCUGGGCAGGUUGACAGAAGAAAGCUAUACGCAGCGUUGCUGCAUUUUCUUCACUGCCAUCUUCCUACAUCUCGGCACGCGCUUGCGAGAAUUGUUCGACCUUACUGGAUGCCGCAUUUCGCGGGCAAUCGAGCUCUGGCGGAAUGAGAUGGACGGCACACUUGUUGGAAACAGACGAGUACAAUUUUUCCAGGACGUUCAAGAGACUUAUUGGAAGAUAACGAAUCCGAAAUCCGCGCGCGCUUGCAUCGAGGAGUUACUGCAGAAGAUGGACCCAGUGUUUUUUUCCGAAAUGAGUCCCAAACCACUGACCGCAGAGAACUACGAAGAGGAAUUUCUAGACUACGAACAGAAUAUGCGAAACUCGUAUUCGAAUCUCAUCUACACGCUUGAUGACCUUAUGGGAACUACAGAUGAUCCGAAGCUGGUAAUCGCGAUCGACGAAGCACAUCGCUUGAGCACUAUGGUUAACGAUAGGUUUCGUCCAUCUCACUUACUGUGUAGAGUGAUUAGUGCAUAUUCGUGCAUUCGAGGUUAUCUGGGUUCUGUUUGGGUCGUCUUCGCCUCAACCUCCUCGAGGAUUGCCGACUUCUCUGUUCGAUCUCAGAUUCAUAACUCUCAGCGCGCAGUCACAGCUGGAUCACGGCUGUUUCCUCCCUACACUUUGACGGGCUGGGAUCAACAUGCCAUUCCUCUCGCCGAUAUCACUUAUGCGGAUGACGUGUCAAAAGCUGAACACCUCAUUCGCUAUGGACGCCCGUUAUGGCAUUCAAAUCGUCUCAGAGAUACCGUGAUGCUGGCUAAGGAGAAAUUGUGCAACGGUCGUACAUUCAACGUCCACGAUUCCAACCAAGUACUCGCUGUCCUUGGCCAACGGUUCAGUUUGGAUAUUUGUUUUGGGCAUCCGGAGGCUGCCGAAUUUCUUGAGACAGGUGUGGCCAGCCAUCUACGCGUAUGUGACGCAAUAACCGAGGAUCGGAUGUGGAGAUUCACAAGUUAUCCAUCUGAGCCGAUCCUGUCACACGUUGCGGGAUGGCUCUUGCAUAAUGAACCAGAUUACAUCGUCGAUGCACUCAAAUGCAUGGAGAGGAAGAUCCAGGAUGGACUGAUCGAGCUUGGAAAGAGCGGACAGUUGGUUAGUCGUAUUGUCUGGAUCCUUGGCAAGGAUUCUUUGGUCCGCCAGUUGUACACGCCCACGGUCCCCGAUCGUACUCAGAGCCCGUACCUGCUGUACUGCCAAAAGGUUCCUCUCACCAAAUACCUCGAGAAAUGUUUUGGCAACACAGUUUGGCCCGACAACAAGCAGCAAGCAGAGGCGGCGAAGAACGCGUUCCAAAAUGCCUACGUCAAUUUCUCUCACUGGAUCUCGAUGGAGGAGAACAUUUGUGACGAAUAUCGCAGCGACUGGUGCGCCAAGCAGUGGCUGCUGCGCCACUGGGCACGCACAGCCGCGAUCCAGUGCUGUCACGGUCAACCACUCAUUGACAAGGUGAUACCAAUUUAUUUCCACAACGCGGGCCGUAGUUUGCAGGACAGCAUGUCGCUCAUGAUGAUAUCGGACAAAGCUGGAGCGACCGCGAGCCCCACCGACGUCAACGCCAUCCAGGCCAAGCACGUCUCUAUCAACUGUGUUACCGGCCUUCCGUGUAUCGCUGUAACUCUCGAUAUGGGAGUUGUGAAGACGGAGGUCCGGUCCACAUUCUCUGCUAAACAGUCACCUCGCCUUAACAGCCUUGGAUAUGCCGACCCGGACGAAGAGGAUUCCUGUCUACGCAUUUAUGCAUCUGGCAUGAACGCCAAGACCUUCCCGUUUCUCGAAGAGCAAGUUAGCCUGGAGACACUUCUGCAGAGCAUUGUUCAGCAUGCAACAGAGCCGGCAUAUCCCCACCCUGUCGGAGAGCGUCUGCAGGACGAGAUGAUAUAUGGCAGCACCUCGAGGCCGAGACACAUGGAAUGGGAGAACGGUGCGAAAGGGCCAGCCGAACUGCUGAAGUCGUGA